AUGAGCGAUCAAAAGCUACUCGAGCAAGAUCUGUCGUUUGAAUCCUUCGAUCUCGAUCCACGCCUCGCACGUGCAGUAGCGCAACUCAAUUUCACCCAUCCAACACUUGUCCAAGCCAAGGCCAUUCCUCUUGCUCUUGGUGGAAAAGACAUUCUCGCUCGUGCACGUACCGGUAGUGGCAAGACUGCAGCCUAUGCCAUUCCCAUCGUUCAAAAGAUAUUGCAAUCCAAAAAGGAGGAGAGCGAUAAUGCUAUCAAGGCAUUGAUCCUGGUACCUACUCGCGAGUUAGCCGAACAAGUAACCAAGCAUAUCAAGAAACUUGUUGUCUACGCCAAGGAUGUUGUACGUGUGGUCAAUUUGGCUGGUCAAAUGACACCUCAAAUGCAACGACCUAUUCUUGCGGAGAAGCCUGAAAUCAUUGUUUCAACACCUAGCAAAGCAGUGGUUCAUUUGGAAGCUAAGAAUAUGGAUUUGACUGGAUCAUUGGAUACGCUGGUCAUUGAUGAAGCCGACCUUGUCCUUUCAUUUGGCUAUGAACAAGAUUUGCGCAAGAUUCUCUCAUAUCUUCCCAAGAUCUAUCAGAGUUUUCUCAUGUCAGCUACAUUCACCAAAGACAUCGAAGAUCUGAAGCAGCUUGUCUUGCGUAAGCCUGCCAUUCUACAGCUACAAGAGGAAGAAGAUGAAUCUGAAUACCUCACACAAUAUGCUAUCAAAUGUAACGAAUUUGAAAAGUUCCUCUUCACCUUUGUGAUCAUCAAGCUCAAACUUAUCCGUGGCAAGCUCAUUUUAUUCGUCAACAAUGUGGAGCGUUGUUACAAGCUCAAGCUUUUCUUGGAGCAAUUUUCGAUUCGAUCAUGCGUGCUUAAUUCUGAAUUACCACUGAAUUCUCGAUACCAUAUUGUGGAAGAGUUCAACCGCGGCAUAUACGAUUAUUUGAUUGCAUCGGAUGAAUCACAGCUUCGUGGUGAGGUGGAUAGCGAGGAUGAGCAAGAUGAGGACGAGGAAGAGGAAGCUGAUAAACAACAUGGCAAAAAGAAGAAACGAGAUACGCAGGACAAAGAAUAUGGUGUAUCACGUGGUAUUGAUUUCCAAGGCGUUGCAGCAGUGAUCAACUUUGACUUUCCAUGUUCUGCCAAAGCAUAUACCCAUCGUAUUGGUCGUACGGCGCGUGGUGGACAAAAGGGUAUUGCUCUAUCAUUUAUUGUCACAAAGGAGACAGGACGUUUGGAGCCUGAUCUUGUCAAGUUGGUCGGUCGUGGCAAGGAUGUAUAUGACGAUGUUAUCUUGGCUCGAGUGGAGAAGCAGCAAGAGAGCAAAGGAUUGGAACUCAAACCUUAUGGUUUUGACAAGAAGAAUGUGGAUGGGUUCAAAUAUCGAGUACAAGAUGCACUUCGGUCCGUGUCCAAAGCAGCUAUUCAAGAAGCCCGUAUCACUGAAAUCAAACGAGAAAUUCUCAAUUCGGAAAAGUUAAAGACGCAUUUUGAGGACAAGCCAUUAGAUCUUGAUUUCUUACGCCAUGACAAGGCCGUACGCCCCGCCCAUGUCAAACAACAUCUCAAACACAUCCCUUCCUAUUUGAUGCCUCGUGUCACGUUACCGGGUCAAUCUUCGGAACAUAGCCCACGUACAAGACCGGAGGAUGUUCCCUUCCACAAUGAAAAGAAGCGCCGGAAAGGAUUCCAAAAACCAAAUGCAAAGAAACGGAGAUCAAACCCUCUCAAAGUGGUGCGCGCAAGGCGUUGA
Molecule: messenger RNA, 1743 nt
Organism: Lichtheimia ornata
Lineage: Eukaryota; Fungi; Mucoromycota; Mucoromycetes; Mucorales; Lichtheimiaceae
Exons: 9
Coding region: 1-1743 (580 amino acids)
Cellular component (GO): nucleolus
Molecular function (GO): nucleic acid binding; ATP binding; RNA helicase activity
Source: RefSeq, a predicted model, not a curated record